Molecule: messenger RNA, 2261 nt
Organism: Myxocyprinus asiaticus (Chinese sucker)
Lineage: Eukaryota; Metazoa; Chordata; Actinopteri; Cypriniformes; Catostomidae
Product: alpha-N-acetylgalactosaminide alpha-2,6-sialyltransferase 1-like
Exons: 10
Coding region: 471-1487 (338 amino acids)
Molecular function (GO): sialyltransferase activity
Source: RefSeq, a predicted model, not a curated record
UGUCCUCUAAUCCAGAAAUAAACAUAUGGUUUGAUGACUCAGUGAAUUCGUAUUGGCAGAUUACAACUCGAGAAUACUAUUGUAAAACAGUCUUUCACAUAAUGCAAGAUCACAAGAUGUGAAAAUUUGUCGUGAAAUAUGCAGAAAGCUUUGGGUCUUGUUGGUCUCGUUUUUACUUGUUGCAUGCUGCUCUAUGUUGUACUCUGGAUUAAUCUCCAUGAAAAGUGGACUGGGUAUCAGUACUGUCAUUUUUUAUUUAAUUUUAAUUUAAUUUAAUACUUGAACUUUGUGGAUUACACAGAAAAAAAGCUUUUUUUCUGUUUCUUUUUUACUUUUUGCUAUUUUUCUUUCCUUUGAAAGAAUCAAAGGAAUAGUGAACUACAAGUCUCUCCAAAGAAGAAAACCCCUCUUACUCCACUGAGCUUGAAGCCAGUAUAACCCCUAUUCCAGUUCUAUAUAAGAAAAAUUUUAUGAAACUUCCUGAGUGGGAAUUUGAGGAUGUGUAUUUGCAAGACCAUCAAACAAGAAUAACAACCUGUCCAAAGUCCCUACACAACACUAAGGAUCCCAAGUUCCGGGAAGUUGUCCUUCCCAACAUUCAACUAUGGCUGUACAGAGGUCAACUUAGCAUAACAGAAUGGAAUCGUCUGGCACACUUCAACAAUCCUUUUGGCUUCAUGGAGUACAAUUACAAUGAGAUAAAAGUAGUAGUGGAUUUGAUACCAAAGCCUAAGUCUUCAAUAUUGCUGACGGUUCCUGGAAGUGCAAAGGAUGGCUGUAUCCGCUGUGCUGUUGUGGGUUGUGGUGGCAUUCUCAAUAACUCAAAGAUGGGCAAGGAGAUUGACUCCCAUGAUUAUGUCUUUCGAGUGAAUGGGGCACUUACAAAAGGAUUUGAGAAGGAUGUUGGUAGUAAAACCUCUGUCUAUGUGCAUACUGCUUAUUCCUUAUAUGCCAGCCUUCAAAGAUUUAGACAAUAUGGCUAUGACAGGAUUCCACAAGAUAAGGGCAUCAAAUAUGUCAUGAUCCCUGAAGGCCUGAGAGACUUCCAGUGGCUCCAAGGUCUACUACAGGGAAAAGAAGCCACAGGGUCCUUUAAGGGUGUGAGGCCACUGAAAUUCUUCAAUGGGCAUUUUAAUGAAAGUAUAUUCUAUGUUCUUCAUCCAGAUUUUCUUCGAUACAUUCGCAACAGAUUCAUGGCAUCCAACCAGCUGCAGGACAACACCUGGGCAAUGUACAGACCAACCAAUGGAGCAUUUGCUUUGUUUUUGGCUAUUCACACAUGUGAUAUUGUGGAUGCUUAUGGGUACAUCACAAAAGACCACCAUAAGUACUCCAACUAUUACUUUGAAAGGUUCAAAAAAACAAAUGUAAUUUUCUAUACUAAUCAUGACUACGGUCUGGAGAUAAAGAUGUGGAACAAACUACAUAACACUGGAAUCAUUAGUCUCUACCAAAGACAAGAGAACUUAAACACAACAAAGACAUGAGGACUUCCUCUAUUCUGUGUGUUUGCAUAUUAAGCUUUUGUCUUUACCUUUUAAAAAUAUAUUUUCAAAGCCAUGUUGUGUCAAGGUAAAUGUUUUGAUGGUGAAAUUUCCUAUUCAAAACCAUGGGCAGAAGCAAAAAGUCAUGCUGCAUGUGAAAGCAGGUUGUAGUACUAUUAAUGAUCUCUUGUGGGGGUUUUUUGUGUGUAAUGGGAAAUUAAUUUUGUGUCAGUUGUACUUGUAUUUAUGCUAAUUGUAAUAUAUUUAAUACAUAUUUUAGGUUAAAACAUGAUAAGCCUAUAUUAUAUGAACAUAUUUGUUGUGAAUGAAUUAAUUAAGGGGGAUUAAGUCUAAAUGUUCUGAACUUUGCUAUAUGUUGUCCUUAGUAAACAGUAGCCUAAAUCAUGAAGUUUUUUCAGACACUAUGUGCAAUAGUACUUGGGUCAUUCCAGAGAUUCUGUAAAAUUUCAGGCCUCCUAAAUUUUAAAAGUGGUGGUUCACUUAAAUGAAAUGUUGAAAGGUUUUUACAAGAUGUUGAUAUCCAUUAUAAUUAAUUAAAAUAAUUAUUGCAUUAAAAUAAUCUUUAUCAUAAAAGAAUAUCUUUCUACUGAAUCUUCUACUGGCACUUCACUGAAUUUGUACCUAGAAUUUUUUAUGUUGUUUUCUAAACAAAAGAAUGUGCACACUGUCUAAAAAUGUUGUCAUUAUUGUAAACAUUUACUUGUGUUCCUUUGCUGAAAAAUAUAUUGUAAAAAAAAAUGCUUGCUUAUAUAUAUA